AUGACGGAGCACGAGCAUGGCCUCGGUGCUUCUGGCUUGAGGCGUAUUCGGCAACAACCUCCUCUUCGAGCUCCUACCCUACCUGCCCCGGAAUCGACAUCAUCCUCUCGUAACGCAUCCAUCGUAGCACCUCGUUCAGGCUCGAUGUCUUUAACAUUAUCAAACUCUCGAGUAACCUCUAUGAUUAUCCCUUCCGGACCUUCCUCACCAGUCCUGAAUUUUACAGAAGACCUCAGUCGGUUUCCAUCCGAAUCCUUACACUCCUUCUCCUUUGCACACCAGUCAGAGGAGUUCAUACACAACCGGCAGAACGUCUUGAAAAGAUCUGUGGAGUUCAUGUCACAAAAAUUAGGAUGGGGCAACACAAAUGCUGGAAUUGCAAGUGCUCAAGCCCGUGUAAGUGGGGAUCAAGAAAUGCAAGGAAUGCUGGAGCUCCUGGCGAGGGCUAAAGUAGUGGGAGCGAACAAUAUCCCAGGAUUUGUGCAAUCGCACUUGGCCGGGCCUUUGACAGGACCAGCGAUUUCUGAGGAUUCCGGGAACAUAUUCGAGACUAGUUUCCUCCCACGGUCAGAAAGUCCAGACGAGUUCUUCGAAAGUCCUCGAUCCUCGCCUUUGACAACCAAGAGACCUGCUCUACCGACUACAGAUGAAGACCCAACGAAGAAAAGUGAAACGGAAAACCUGAAGGAAGUUCCAAAUCUACUCCUUCAAAUUGACUCUGAUAGCGCUUCUUCCCGGACACCCACGAACGAGAGUCGAACAACUGCCAAAACGUCUCCUCCUGUCACAAGGCGUGCAAGUUUGAAGCGUACAUUCACAGAUACGGCACCUUUGUCUCUACAAAAUAGGUUGAUGGACGCUUUGGCUCAGCCAUAUAUAGCUGGCGAUUUUCUGCAUGAACCACUACUCUCCCCAACUGUUCCCCAAUCUGCUGGAGCUUCGUUCGGCGUCUCAACUCCUCAUCCUUUAGGUCCUGCGGUACACGGCCACUCUAGCAGGUGGUCGCCAGCAGCACAAGCUAUAUUCACCACGGAAAGCACCGCGCCAUAUACAAUUUUGGCUGCAAAUGAUCUUGCAUGUCUUGUUUUUGGAGUUACUAAGGCGGAAGUGCGAAAAAUGGGUAUUAUGGAAGUUGUCCGAGAAGAAAGGAGAGCAUGGUUAGAAGAGAAGUUGGCGGCGCCGGGGCCAACUGGAGCAUCAGAAUCCGGGCGAUCAAGUCCAAGGUCACCUCAAAGUCAACAACCGAGUCCCACACCUUCAACGAGUAAUUUUCUACUGGGCAGAUCCGGUGGUGUCACUGCAGCCCUUCUCAGUCGACCAAAUUCACGACAAUCUCAAAAACCUCCGAGAAGAGCACAAACAGACGACGGUGCUGGAUCCAGUAUGGUUCAACGAACAAAGGUGGUCAAAGGCGGUUUGUAUCACCCGAACAAUAAAUCCCGAGGCGUCUUACUUUGUGGAGAUGUUGUACCAAUCCAGAAGCGCAACGGUGCUACCGGUUCAGCCAGUCUGUGGGUGAAGGAAAAGAAGGCUGGCCUAAUAUGGGUUCUCGAGGAAAUACACGAAGAUGUUGCUGUGCUCAGUCUCGAUGAAGACGCAAUGGUGACCAAGAUCACAGGGUCAACAGGUCCAAUCUGGGGAGAAAACAUCACGAGGGUGGGCAUGGAUGUCGGUAAGCUCAUUCCUAGAAUACCACGGCAGGGUAUCGAUGGCAAGAGCGGAGAGCUUGAUUAUGCCGAGAUCUCGAAAAGAAGAUACUUCACUGCUCGGAACUCAGGGCGUGUCAAUAUACCUUGUAUGAUCGAUAGGGUACCAGAUGGGACCGACCUGAGAGUGUCCAGCUUUCCCCAUAUAGCUGGAAUUAUGGUGCUCUCCGCUCAGACGCUCACAAUCACAAGUUCUAACUCGGUAUUCUCAGCGGCUCUUUUCGGACAAGAGAAACCGGAUGGACGGCCGAUCACUGACCUGAUACCGGACUUUGAUCGAAUGCUGAGAAUCCUUACUGAAGAAGAUGGUGUCCACCUUGUUGACGGCAUUGUCAUCCCCGAGCACAGCUUCCGCCGUGCAAGAGCUUUCCUAGCUUUACGAGAUGGCAAAGCAGACGCGGCGUCUUAUUUCCUUCGACCAGAUGGAUUACCAGCCAAGCACAGAGAUGGUUUAGAGAUCAAAAUAGAUGCACAACUGAGAGUUGUGAAGUCGGAUAGCAAUCCUCCCCCAGUCUUCGACGAGAACGUGAUUGAAGAGAGAAGUGAUGAAGAAAACGAUCACGUCAAGCCGCCGAAACCUGAACCCUCAAGCGAACUUGUCUAUGCCUUAUGGAUUACUUAUUCACGACACAUCCACGCCUCCAGACAAAACCUUGGAGCUGCUUCUCCAUUACUCUCUGGAGCGGUUACGCCUUUGCACCAACCAUCACCUGGUCAGACCGAAAUCGCUAGUCCUAUUGAGAUGGAGUCAUCAGAUGAAGAGCCCAAGAAGGAGCGAUCCCACGCGUCUUUGCUGACUGCUCAACUUAAGGCUGCUGCUAAGAAAACAGCCGCGAAGCUCACAGGUCGUGAGCCACCUGCAAAAGUGGAAGAGAAGAAGGCAGACCCAGUACCAGAUAUCGUUGAGCCAGCUCAUAAGAAAACUAUUGAUGAUUUUGUCAUUCUCGAGGAGAUGGGUCAAGGUGCUUAUGGUCAGGUCAAACUUGCACGAUACAAGAAAAAUGGCAAUAGGAAAAUGGUUCUGAAAUAUGUCACGAAGCGCCGUAUUCUGGUUGAUACCUGGACUAGGGACCGACGAUUAGGCACAGUUCCAUUGGAAAUUCACGUUCUCGAUUACCUUCGAAGGGACGGGCUGAAGCACCCCAAUAUUGUCGAAAUGGCCGACUUCUUUGAGGAUGAUGUCAAUUACUACAUUGAGAUGAUUCCGCAUGGCCUACCAGGAAUGGACCUCUUCGACUAUAUUGAGCUUCGGGUGAAUAUGGAGGAGGACGAGUGCAGAAGCAUCUUCGUUCAAGUCGCAAGAGCUAUCCACCAUCUUCACACCAAGGCCUUUGUGGUCCAUCGUGACAUCAAGGACGAGAAUGUGAUCUUGGACGGCGAGGGGAACAUCAAGCUCAUUGACUUUGGCAGUGCUGCGUAUAUCAAGAACGGACCCUUCGAUGUUUUUGUUGGAACUAUUGAUUACGCAGCACCAGAAGUCCUGGCUGGCAAGCCCUAUCGCGGCAAAGAGCAAGAUGUCUGGGCACUUGGCAUCCUCCUCUACACAAUCGUCUACAAAGAGAAUCCUUUCUACAGCAUCGACGAGAUCAUGGACCGCGACCUCAGAGUUCCGUAUGUGAUGAGCGACGACAGCAUCCAUCUCAUCCGAGCAAUGCUGGACCGUGAUCUCGACAAGCGGAUCACCAUCGAGCAAGUCCUUGAGCAUCCUUGGUGUCAGCAGCCCGAGGAUGAUUGA
Molecule: messenger RNA, 3441 nt
Organism: Mollisia scopiformis
Lineage: Eukaryota; Fungi; Ascomycota; Leotiomycetes; Helotiales; Mollisiaceae
Product: Pkinase-domain-containing protein
Exons: 2
Coding region: 1-3441 (1146 amino acids)
Biological process (GO): negative regulation of glycogen biosynthetic process; intracellular signal transduction; protein phosphorylation
Cellular component (GO): cytoplasm; nucleus; cytosol
Molecular function (GO): protein serine/threonine kinase activity; ATP binding
Source: RefSeq, a predicted model, not a curated record